GGGCGGUAGGCCUUAAGAAUGCCUGGUGAAUGUUCUUCUUUAUUGUGUUUAUGAUGACCGAUCAUUUGCAUAUAUAUUUAUUUCUUAAGGUUGGUGUUAUACCAGUUUUUCAUAUCUUAAGGUUGGCAUCAACUUCAUUUAGUUUUACUUAUACCAUCGUCGGGUGGGUUGUGUCCUGUUAGUAAAGACUUAAAAUGUCAUCCAAAUUAUUUAGCAGGAAACCACAUUUUUUAUUAUAAAAUAUUGAAAAGCACUCAUAAACUUGCUAGUUAUAAAUAAAGAUGGGAACCCAAGAAUUGCAACGAAGAUGAACACUAAAAUUUUCUUGGCAUUCAAGCAAAAAAUAACAUUGAUAAUGUCUCAUUUAGCAUACAGACAAUACAUUUUCUUUUCGCAUUUAAAUAACUGAAGAGUGGGAAGUCUAUCAAGAAAAUGUAUGGCUGCUGCGAAGCAUUACUAUUUGUCGAUUUAAGUCAUAAGUCAGCACAUAAGACUUUAGUCAUUCUUAUAUUAUUGUGCACGCACAAAUCAAUGUGUUUUUUGUUAAUAAAUUAUACUUAAAUAAUAAAAGAAUGCACAGAACUGAUCAAGUUUAAACUAUGUAUAAGGACAACGAAUUUAGCUGUCAACUUAUAUUUUGAUUUAAAAAUAAAAUAAAAAGCGAACUAUUGUGUGUUUUGGUAUGGGAGAAUAAUCUGGCAGGGUUAUAAUUAUAACUUUAUAACGAGAAACUUGAACCAAAAUGUUUACAAUGCAAUAAUCAGAAAACGUGUGUUAAAAACAAAAGAAAAACUAGAGAAAUAGAAUGCAUAAACAAAUUAGUGAAUCCCAAGCUGCGACAUAUUUUUUUUAAUACAAAUUUGCAUUGCAGCUUCAAGAGAAAUCGGAUGUUUUUUUUGUGAUUUAUUUUGGCAAAAUGGCAAGCUUCAUGAUGUCUUCUGGAGACGGUGGUGGUAGCAACAAAAACAGCAGCUGCAAUUCAAAUUCCAAUGCGAAUGAAUCAAUUCAAUUUACGAUUCCUUCAACAUCUGCUAUCGCGACUGAUUCUUCAGGAGCAGGAGUGUUAACAGCUGCGGUAACAAUAGUGGGAGGAAUUAAUUAUGAUAAUUGUGAUGUAACUUUUCCGAAUGCUUUAGCUUCUGUGCAAGGGCAAAAAUGGAGCGAAUACUGUGACUUUGAGAAUUUGAUACUAAAUGUUAAUCGACAUCAUGAAGAACUGCAUAAUUUAAAUAGUUCCAACGUCACUGAUGAUUUGUCGACUAUAAACGCAUCAGCGAAUUCGAACUUCAACACAAGCUACAAAGGUGAGGUUUUAAAAUUGCCUGGAACUGAUAUGCAUCAUUAUGGCAUUGCACCGAAAACAGAAGCUCUAGUCUUGUCGAUAUGUAAUAUUUGUAAUGCAAUUCUAAAGGCCCCUGGUUUGGAAAGGCACAUGAAAGCUCAACAUUUAUCAAAUACAUUCGGUGCUCUGCCUUCAACUAUGACAAUGAGUGCUUCUUUGGCACUUCAAAAUCCUACAACAGAACUUGAGACAACCAAAUCAUCUUCAUCAUCUGGGCCUUCUUCAUUAGCUAAUAUGGUUAAUGUUUCUGAAGAAGAUUUCCAAAUAGCUUCUACAAGAAGCACCUUUGCAACAACAUCGUCUGGGACAUCUUCGGCAGCAGCACCAGGUUCUCCAAAAUCAACACCAACACCAAACCGGUCAUCAGCUACAAUUGCUCGAUCACCAACCGCAAAUCGAUCUCCAACUUUGGUUCCUUCUACAUCGUCCACUAAUGUCGUUGGCCCAAUAAUCCGUGCUAAAGGGCGUGCAGUUGGGCGUUCGCGUUCAAAAAGUGGAAAGGGCGUCAAAAGAAAAACAUCCACAAUCUCAGCAGUAUCAUCUGAGUCAACGUCAGUGACGUCUCCAAUAGUUAAAGUAGUGACAAAUGCCGCAUCAACCGUAUCAACCGCACCAUGCGAAAUUUCUUUAAUUUCUGCUAACUCUAGCAAUAAUAAUUUAGUAAACAAUCAAGGCUCAAGUUCCUCUUCGUCGAUUAUCUCGUCGACGUUUCCGUCGCCAUUAUCAGUGUGUUCCUUAUCGGCUUCGCCCCCUGCAGGAUCGUCAAUUACGCUAAGUCCAUCUGGUAGUUCUAAUGCUACAAUCAUAUUAGAUGUCACUUCUACGGGUGUUCAAACUUCGCCCACUGGCAUUCCUAUUAAUAGUACUUGUCCAACACCAGUCACAUUAUCUCAACUAUCGCUAUCAUCAUCUUCAUCAUCGCUUUCGUCGUUCUCUUCAUCGUCAUCCUUUUCAUCCUCAUCAUCAUCUUCAUGUUCUUCGGCUUCUUCUCACUCAUCCACCUCAAUGAGCUUACUAUCUACAACUGUCGUCGUUGCAUCAUCGUCAUCACCAACCGUUGUCCCAUCACCAGUAGCAUUUAGCAAUCCAUCAACUACGGAAUCGACGAAUACCUGCAAUGCUAUUACUAUUCCUUCAAAUUCUUCAAAGAACCAAAUCAAAGCUAUAGCUGCCACAGCAACAAAAGUUACAACACAAUCCUUUUCUGCUGCCUCGCCAAACAACAGCUUUAAAGCAGCUAUCAAUGCAGCCACUCAAAGAACUGUACCCGACUUUGAUUCUUCCAAUUCCGGCUGCAGCAUUGAUUCGGAUAGACGUACAACUAAUACCAAUCAAUCUUCACAGAAAAAUAGCAUUAACAAUUCGCAGCCUGUUCAAAUUGAGUGCAAUCUUUUAAAGUCAACAUUAUCCCUCCUCUCUGCAUCCUCGUCUGGAAACAAUAGUGGGAUGGUUGUAGCUCCUGUUACAACUUCACCUAGUCCAACAGUUGCUGGUACUGCUAGUAUAUUACCAAAUAUAAGUCUUAUUCAUUUGGGCUCACUACCACAUCAACAAACAGAACAACAAGCAUCCCAGCAUCAACAGCAACAAUUACAAGAUCAAUUGGAACCAAAACAACUUAUGCAUCAUCAACCAAAAGAACAAAAACAGCAACAACAAGAAAAACAUAAACAAACACAUCAAGAACAGCAUCAAAGUCUACAACAAGAAAAACAAGAACAAGAAAAGCAAGAAGAACAUCAACAAAACCAACAAGAACAAAAGCAGCAACAACAACAUACGCAAAACCAAAGCGAACAACUUGAAAACCUACAACAAGAACACCAAUCACAUGAACAACAAAAUCAGCAACGUUCUCAUCAACAGCAAAUACAAUUACAACAAUCGGAACAAAAACAAAAAACACUAGAACAAGAACAAUCACAACCGAUACAGCAAAAACAACUGCAACUUGAACAGCACCAUUCAAACCCACAUAAAAAACAAGAAGAAGAACAACAACAACAUAAACAAAAGGAAACUCAAAUAGAACAAAAAGAAUCGCAACAGGAGUACCAAGAAGAAGAACAAUUAGCACAAAUUCUACAAAAACAAGAGCAACAAGAACAGCAGCACCUUCAUCUUCAACACCCAGUAGAACAACAACAUCAAACAGAAACACACCAAUAUGAUCAACAAGAGCAAAAGCAACAGACCCACCAACAAAAAUCAAAAUCGAAGCAAAAACCACAACCGCAAGAUCAAUUAAAAGCCACAAGCAUUGACGAUUCUAACGCAUUGCCGGCCUUGUCCCUUGCUACUGGACUAAGUAAUAACCAGACAGUGAACUCUCAGCAACAACAACAACAAAGAUUAAUGCACUUAUGUGCGACUAAUUUAGUUGAUAUGAAUUCUCGCUCAUUGCAACAACAACAACCACACCACCAACAACAACACCCAUCUGCAGAUUUGCAGUUUGAUAGGACCGUAACUUAUCAGCAACAACAAAUAAAUAACACAAAUAAUGCUACCGUCGAUCCCAAUUCUAUUCUCACAUUAGUCGAUGGUUAUUUCGACCAAUUUUCCCAGCUAGACUUUUUGAAUGAUACUAAAUUCCUCAAUGAAAUUCUUAACACAACAGAUGCAGACGUUGGUGACAGUGUAGGGUGUAAUAGUGGACAGCCUUCGGCAAAGAAACAACGUUUAGAAGAAGACUUCAGCAAUUUGGCAGCAACUUUCGAAGUAGACACAAUAUGCCAUCAGAACAUGUCAAUAAGACAUUUGAAUGGCGUUGGUGAUUCAGCUUCGUCAUCUUCAUCAUCAUCAAUAUCUAGUUCCUCGUUGUCUUCUUCUUCUUCUUCUUCCUCCCAGAUUAUACCGACUUUACAAGUGCCACCAUCAGCACAACAAACGUUGGAGAGUUUGCAGGGGAGUUCAAUGUUAAGUGAUAUAAGUUCAUUGUUGGGUGCUGCAACGGGAAACAUUGACAACUCAAAUUCCCAAUCAAUGACUAUGAUAUCUACAGAAAUAUUUAACAAUGGUCCUCCGGUUGUAAGUUGUGAAACUUCUCAGGACAUGAUAGGCUCGAGUAUGACUUCAUCGUCUCAAGUGGGCACUAACUCCAGUGAAUUAAGAAAUUUUACAAAUAUAAGUGCAACUCAAUUUCCGGGGGUCAUGUAUCAGCAUCAACAAGAACAGCAACAACAGUCUGAGAAACAACAGCAUUUGGAUGAUCUAUUGGGAAACGGGUACCAAAUAUAUAAUCUCCCAGCUCAAGGUUGCGAGAAUGAGGAGUAUGCUCAGCAAAAUGUUAUUGUACUACCUGGUGGAAACAAUGGCAACAACACAACUACCACCGAAAUGGUAGAAAGCAGAUCCAUCAACCAACACCAUCAACAAAUUAUCUAUGAAAUAGCUAAUAAUAGUAAUGAAAAUUCAAAUAAUUGCCUAUUUGAUUUGUUUCAAUCAGCCAAUGGGGCCAAUGCAUCGCAACAACAAGACAUAUUUGCGGUGCAAUACCCCCGACCUUUAAUAAGCGAUGACAAUGUCAACAUAAAUUUUAGUGAUAUAGAGAUGCUUAAUGGUUCAAGUAAUUGUGAUAUGAGAGUAAUCCAAAGUUUCGGUCCAAUAAUUCCUACGGAGGAAUUGUCUGUAGAAAAUUCGGGAAUACAAAAAAUGCCACUUGCAAAACAUAAUUUUGUAGAUUCGGCAGAAGAAACACAACAAAUUGAUGACGACACAUACUCCGACCAAAUGCAAGACAUUUUAGAUAAGUCAUUACUAAGUUCAAAUCCGGAAGUUGUAACAAUAAUCAGAGGUGGAAUAACGUUUUUCGAUACCACAAACAAGUGCAAGGAAUCAUUGGCGUUCGACUUGGAAGAAAUGGAAGAUGACUCUCAAGGGGAAUAUAUCGAAAAGUCAUUAAUCGAACCAUUGGAAAAGGAAAACGACGAUACCGUUGUUUAUAGACCUGUUUUCAUGCAAUCGAAGCUUUCUACAUUAUGCAGUAAUUCAUAUUCAACUAUACCUAAGCCUGUAACUUUGAAUGCUUUUGGAAUGCUAAGAACAUCGUUUGAUUCAACAGAAUUUCGUAAGGAUGUUCUAUGCACACGAAAAACCAACAAUUCUAUUCCACUCGCCAACGGAAGCUGUUUAGCAGAUGGUCGCAUUAGUAUUACAUCUGGAGGCAACCCUUUAGUUUCUAUGAAUUCUCUUACCCGCCAUACUGUUGCUGAAAAUGGUGAUACAUCUUCUAUUACUAGUGCUGCAUCUUUUUCAACUGCACCGCUCGGAUACAAAUUAGAGAUGGGAAAAACUCAACCUAAUCAAGCCAUUGUCAGCAAUUUUAUUAAAACAAGCAAUGGUAAUGUUUCUACUCGGGGACCGAUUCGCCCAAUUAAUACUACUGCUACAGGUUCUGUAAUUGCUGGAUUUACUAAACCACAACCAAGGCGCAUAGUUUCUUUAAAUGCCUUAAACAGUUCAACUGGCUCACUAAAAUGUCGUCAAAUUGCCAUUGGUAGUACUGCAGGAGGCGUAACUAUUACACCAACAACGACGAUACCACCUGCAGUCAAUAUAACGGCAACCACCAACGCAACAAUUAUGCGCUCUGCUACAAAUAAUGCCAUACCUACCAAUCUCUAUUAUAAAUCAGUAAUUGGUAAUGUAGGAGUAGUUGCCCCAAGUAAUAAUAACAUAAAUACUAUAUAUAAUAAUAACGAUCAUAACAUAAACAACAACGUGAAUAGUAACAAUAAAAGUAACGGUAGUAAUUGUAAUACCACGAGCAAUAACAAUUACAGUGGUGAUUCAAAUACAACUAAUAACAAUAAUACUAAUAAUAGUAAUAAUAAUAAUAAUAAUAAUAAUAAUAAUAGUAAUAAUAAUAAUAAUAAUAAUAAUAAUAAUAGUAAUAAUAAUAACAGUAAUAAUAAUAAUAGUAAUAAUAAUAAUAGCAACAGUAAUAACAAUAAUAAUAAUAAUAAUAAUAAUAAUGAUAAUGAACAUAAAAAUAUUAAUACUAAUACAAAUACUAAUACUAAUACUAAUACUAAUACUAAUACUAAUACUAAUACUAAUAAUACUAAUACUAAUACUAAUACUAAUACUAAUACUUAUAGUAACAAUAAUAGUAAUAAUAAUAAUCAUAAUAAUAAUAAUGACAAUAGUAAUAAUAAUAAUAGUCAUAAAAGUACUAGCAAUAAUAAUAUUAAUUAUACUAAUAAUAAUAAUAGUACUAACAAUAAUAAUAGUAAUACCAAUCCCAAUAAAAACAGUGAUAAUAGUGCAAGUAUUAAUAAAAAGACUAAUACUAAUAACGAUAUUGCUUCUACUAACAUUGAUAUUAAUACUAAUUCCAACCAUAACCCUGAUUCCAAUACAGAUGAUAUUAAAACUACUAACUUUACUAAUAUCACUAAUACAAAAACGAAUGCUUACACUCCCACAAACGCUAAUGAUAGUGAUAAUAUCACUACUUCUAACUUCAUUGCUAAUAAUGAUACUAAUACUAAUAUAAAUAGUGAAACUGAUGCUGAUGCUAAUACUAACACUAGUUCUGAUACUAAUACUAAUAUAAAUACUAAUACUGACACUAAUAUAAGUACUGAUACUGAUACUAAUACUAAUAGUAAUACUAAUACUAAUGCCAAUACUAAUACUAAUUCUAAUACUAAUAUUUAUAAUAAUACUAAUACCGAUACUAAUACUAACACUAAUACAAGUACUGAUACUGAUAAUAAUACUAAUAUUAGUACUAAUACUUAUACUAAUACUAAUACUAACGCAUGUGCAAGUACUAGUAUUAGUACAAAUACUGAUACUGAUGCAAAUAAAAAUACUAAUACAAAUAGAACCGAUAAUAAUAGUAAUCAGAACAAGGAUACUAAAUUUAAUAAUGAUGAAAGCACUGCCAACAGUUCUAAUACUGAUACUGAUAGUGGCAAUUCUAAAACUAAUACUGAUACUAAUAUUAAUAAUAAUGAUAAUACUAAUUCUAAUAUUGUUAUUUAUACUGAUAAUAAUAUAAGUAAUAAUUCUGGUACUUAUAAUAAUAUUGACACUAAUACUGAUAUUAAUACCAAUACUAAUGCUAAUACGAGUACUGAUACUAACACUAUUAUAAUUAGUGAUAAUGAUACUAAUACCAAUAAUAAUGCUUUUAUUUGCAUGAAUACAAAUACUAAUAACAAUACUAUUGCUAGUACUAAUACUGAUACUGAUACUAAUGCAAAUGCUAAUAUUAAUACUAAUGCUAGUACUAAUCAUAAUUUAAAUAGUAAUACUGAUAUUAAUAUCAGUCCUAAUGAUAAUACAAGUACUGAUACGGACGCUAAUGCUAAUACCAAUAUUGAUAAUGAUAGUAUUAGUGAUACUGAUACUUGUACUCAUAUUAAUAUUGAUACUAAUGCUAGUGACAAUGUUAAUACUACUUCUAAUACCUUAAUCAGUACUAAUACUGAUGCUGAUAUAAAAACAGAUAAUAAUUCUAAUAUUAAUACUAAUGCUAAUACUAUUACUAAUACUAAUACUUAUGCUAAUACUAAUACUAAUACUUUUACUAAUACUAAUACUAAUGUUAAUGCUAAUACUAAUACAAGCAUUGAUUCUGAUGCAAAUAAAAAUACUAAUACAAAUAAUACCGAUGAAAGCACUGCUAACAGUCCUAAUACUGAUACUUAUAGUAUUGGCAAUGCUAAAACUGAUACCGAUAGUAAUGCCAAUGCUAAAACUAAUACUAAAACUGAAACUAAUACCAUUAUUAAUGCUAAUACAAAUACUACUAAUGCUAAUAUAAAUACUUAUGUCUAUAGUAAUACUGAUAGUAAUACUAGUACUAAUGUUGCCAUUCAUACCGAUAGUAACACUGAUAAUAGUAUUUCUAAAAGUAAUAACAACAUUACCAAUACUAACUAUAAUGAUAAUAAUAAUGAUGACCAUCAUCAUAAUGAUGACCAUCAUCAUAUUGAUGAACAUCAUCAUAAUGAUGAACAUCAUCAUAAUGAUGAACAUCAUCAUAAUGAUGACGAUGAUGAAGAUGAUGAUAAUGAUGGAGGUGAUGAUGACGAUGAUGGUAAUGAUAAUGAUAAUAAUAACAAUAAUAAUAACAAUAACAAUAACAAUAAUAAUAAUAAUAAUAAUAAUAAUAAUAAUAAUAAUAAUAAUAAUAAUAAUAAUAAUAAUAAUAAUAAUAAUAAUAAUAACAAUAAUAAUAACAAUAAUAAUAAUAAUAAUCAUAAUAAUAACAAUAAUAAUAAUAAUAAUAAUAAUAAUAACAACAAUAAUAAUAAUAAUAACAAUAAUAAUAACUGUAAUAGUAAUAACAACAAUAAUAAUAAUAACAACAAUAACAAUUAUAAUAAUAACAAUAAUGAUAAUAAUUAUGACAACAAUAAUAUCAAUAAUAAUUAUAGUAAAAAUGAUGAUAUUGAUAAUGAUGAUGACGAUGAUAAUAAAAAAAAUAAGCAUAAUAGUUAUUCAGCUAGAAAUCGUCUAGACAUUGGACGUAGCAGUUUAAACUUUACAAACAGUACAGGAGCAAAUAUAUCUUCAUCACUAACUUCAGUUAUGAGUGGUGAAAGCAGUUACUGCAGUUACCAAAAUUUAGAUUUCCCACAAGCAGCCAGCAAAGAAGGGAGAUAA
This is a messenger RNA of Eupeodes corollae, 8965 nucleotides long. RefSeq names its product serine-rich adhesin for platelets-like. Gene Ontology annotation, molecular function: histone H3 acetyltransferase activity. Lineage: Eukaryota; Metazoa; Arthropoda; Insecta; Diptera; Syrphidae. The transcript has 6 exons. Gene Ontology annotation, biological process: positive regulation of transcription by RNA polymerase II; chromatin remodeling. The coding region runs from base 917 to 8965 and encodes 2682 amino acids. The record is from RefSeq and is a predicted model, not a curated record. Gene Ontology annotation, cellular component: histone acetyltransferase complex.